AUGAAAAGAGAAAUAAAGGAUUGUGGCCCUGAGACAUUUAACGAAAAAAAUUUUGAAGAUUUAAGGAUAAAUUCCGAAUUAAACAUAGAGUUGACCAAAGAUAUAUACCUUUUUGAUUUAUUAGCUUUGGAAUAUAAAAUUGAAAUCAAUAAAACUCUCGCUGAAAAAUUCAUAAAGUAAAAGCUAUUCAGAAAUAUAAUAUCGCAGAAUUUUUGUACCGUAGAAACCUUACUCCUCCCUCCGUAAGUGAACAAAACCAUUGAUAAAUCCCUUUUUUUUGCACCCUCUCUAAGUGAAGAAAAUUUUUUUAUAUAAAAAUGCUUUAUGAAAAAAAUCUGAUAAAUAAGUAAUAGUUAUUAUAAUGAAAUCUCUUGCUGAUUCUGUUUAAUUUUUAAUAACUUGCAUUUUAAAAACAUAAGUUUUAAAAAAUUAAAUUAAUAUUUGCUUUCCAAUUUUCGUGAAUUGGGAUAUUGCUAAAUUUGUAUGAAAAUAACCCCUCUAUUAGUUUUGUUCGCUCACGGAGGGGUAGUUAGAAGAUUUAGAAGAAAAUAAAUCAAAAUCAGAGAAAGGGUUACUUUUAUUGGACGAUUUAAGAAUUUUAAUAAAGCUUUAUGAAGAAAACAGAGUAAUUUUCAUUUACACAGAAAAUGAAAACUUUGAAACUAAUGACGACAUAAAUGACUUUAUUGAAACCAAUCGUGCUGAAACCUAUAAAGUAAAUUAUUAUUUAGCUAAUUGGAAACUAUCCAAAAUCCUACCAAACUUUAUCAUUUUUUAGGCUAUCAAUAAAAAGUGACUUCCAAAAUUUAGCGUUUUUACAAAAAAUCGCAAAUAAUGAUUCCUGUAUUUACAGUUUAAUUAGUGACAUUAACAAAUUUGUCUACUCGCACUCAAAAAAAUCCUCAAAGGAAAUCCUUAUACUUUUGCAGGAAGGAAAAAAUUUAAUUGAUAAUUGCUGCUGAAUUGAAUCCAAAAAUGACAAUUUUCAAAAGCAAAAUUCUGUAUCAGCUCCAGAAUUUGCCAAAAGAUUUGAAAAUUUCAAAAGGCAAAGAUCCACAAGUGUACAUAAGCCUGCAGAAAAACUAGAAAAUUGUGAAAAUUAUACGGCGAAAGCAAAACAAGAGCCUACAAUAGAAAUUUUUGAAGAAAUAUCUCCUAUUAGCUAUAUAAAAGAUAUGAAUAAUAAAAACCCAAAGGAAAAAGAAAAACAAGAUGCAAAAGAAUUUAUGGAAGAAGAUGGGGGUGAAAUAAUAAAGUUAACAGAAGAGCUGAAAUCAUGCUCGGAAUCUAUUAGUAUGACAUUGAGUUUUGAGUACUCUAAAUCAGAUUUAAUGGAUCAGACCCCUUCAAAUAAUGCUUCUUGCCUCCAGCCUAUUAAUGAAACCCAAAGUACAAAUCCAAACACUCUGUCUUCUUCGAGAAUUCAGAAUAAUUUAUGAUUUAGCAAGGAAUCUUUCAGUUCUUUUGAAGAAUUAAGAAGCUUUCAGGAAGUUUCUAACAAUAAAGAGCAUAGAAGAACGAGCACCUUGGAUACUCAAGAAACCAGAAAGUCCGAACCAUAUUUUUAUACAAAUGAAGUUGAUGAAGAGCUAAGUGACAAAAGGUCUGUAGCAGCUCAGAGAUAUAUUCUAAACUCAGCAAUCGAAAAUAUGUUUUCGACUUUCACAUCUGAGGAAAGAUAUAGCGUCUGCAUAUUUUUUUACUCCUUCGUCUCGAUGUUUCUAGAGACGAUGGGGGUUGGAAUUACCAACUUUUCUUGGAGAAUCCAACACUUCAAUUGAAAAAUCUGCUGAUAAUGCAGUUUUAGCAAUUAAAGGAUUGGCCUCACCACAAAAGUUGGUAAAAGGAAGCCCUCUAUCUUCUCGUUAGAUAUCAGGACAAAGGGUCCCAUAAAGCGCGCAGACACUAUAUACCCCAAGAGCUGAAACUUUUAGCCCUAUCCCUACAAUAUUGAAACUUGAAACUGAGACAGUUUACUGCAAAUGUUUUUCGUGCUCAAUAUUUUAA
Molecule: messenger RNA, 2007 nt
Organism: Blepharisma stoltei
Lineage: Eukaryota; Ciliophora; Heterotrichea; Heterotrichida; Blepharismidae
Source: the annotation of a GenBank genome assembly